GGGGCUGCGCUUUGCUGCCUAUAUAUAUAAAUAUGUAAUAAACAAAGAGAAGAGUCACUCAACGUAUCAGACUUUGAUCCAAAGUCAUCUCUGAGCUGCGAGUGAAGAUGAGUUCACACCCUGCUGUCCGGCGUAUGUCGGAAUGCUUCAUUAAGCCACCCCUUCCGCUCAAUGGCUCUAACCCCAUCUGCCAUCUCUCCCCCUGGGAUAUUCUCAUGUUGUCUGCUCAUUACAUUCAGAAAGGCCUCCUCUUCCUCAAGCCUUCUCCUCUCAAUUCUCCCUUCUCCAUCGAUUCUCUUCUCCACCGCCUUAAACACUCCCUUUCUCUCACCCUCCUCCAUUUUUAUCCCCUCACCGGCCGCCUAGUCACCACUCGUCUCCCUUCUUACUCCAUCUUUGUCGACUGCGACAACAGUGACGGGGCUAGGUUCAUCUAUGCCGCUUUAGACAUGACCGUCUCCGACAUCCUCUCCCCCACCGAUGUCCCCUCCGUUGUCCAGUCGUUUUUUGACCAUGACAGGGCGGUCAACCACGACGGCCACGCCUUGCCUUUGUUGUCGGUUCAGGUCACUGAAUUGACAGACGGCGUUUUCAUUGGCUGUUCCAUGAACCACUGCCUCGCCGACGGCACUUCCUAUUGGAGAUUCUUCAAUAUGUGGUCUGAAAUCUUUCGAGCACAAGACGACAACUAUGACAGCGACGAUGUCUGUAUUCCUAUCUCACACCUGCCGAUUCACAAUCGCUGGUUCCCAGAGGGUUGUGUUCCCCCAAUCAUUCUUCCCUUCAAACAUCAUGACGAGUUCAUAAGCAGAUUCGAAGCACCCCGUCUUAGAGAGAGAAUAUUCCAUUUCACAGCCGAGUCUAUUGCGAAGGUGAAAGCGAAGGCCAACCAAGAUUCCAACACCACCGAUAUAUCGUCCUUCCAAUCAUUAUCGGCACUCGUAUGGAGGUGCAUAACACGCGCGCGGAGUCCCCCCCGUGAUCAGAAAACAAUCUGCAGGUUGGCGGCAAAUAACAGAUCAAGAAUGGAACCGCCUUUGCCGGAAGAAUACUUCGGGAACUCUAUCCACGCGGUGGCUGCGGAAACGACGUCGGGGGAGUUGCUCGAGCACGACCUAGGGUGGGCGGCGUGGAAGAUACACGUGGCUGUGGCGAACCACGACGACAAAGCAGUGCGUGAGCUUGUGAAGAAGUGGUUGGAGGGCCCGAUGGUGUUUCAACCGGCUCGGUUCUUUGACCCGUACAGCGUGAUAAUGGGGAGCUCACCCAGAUUCGACAUGUAUGGUAACGAAUUUGGAAUGGGGAAAGCGGUGUGUGUUCGAAGUGGGUACGCCAACAAGUUUGAUGGGAAAGUGACGUCGUAUCCGGGUCGUGAAGGAGAGGGAAGCAUAGAUUUGGAGAUGUGUCUUACGCCGGCGUUGAUGACGGCGCUGGAAUCCGAUGACGAGUUUAUGAACUCUGUCUCUCUGCAAACUGUUUCGGCAUUUUGAUCUGCUUGAUGUUAAAAGACAAUGGCAUUCAGCAAUUAGUAGCGUGCAUGGGUCAUACCAGGCCGAGUCAUCGGGUUGGAUAAGUUAGCCUCGUCGUUUGAUCUGAUCUAGCGCCAACUUGAAAUCAGGCUGAAUCAGACUUGGUUCAGCUGACUGCCUCAGUUGGUUCAGGAGUC
Neltuma alba is the source of this 1666-nucleotide messenger RNA. RefSeq lists its product as uncharacterized. The transcript has 2 exons. Lineage: Eukaryota; Viridiplantae; Streptophyta; Magnoliopsida; Fabales; Fabaceae. The record is from RefSeq and is a predicted model, not a curated record. Bases 108 to 1490 code for a protein of 460 amino acids.